AUGAAUCCUCCAUUACACGUUGAAGUUGUACAAAAAUCUCAAAGCCGAGCCAGUAAGGAUUAUGUUAAGGAACUUGUUCGUAGUUUCUUAAUGAAUUUUAUAUCCUUGACACCUGGCGUUAUAUUAUCUGGAUCAGAUUUAGAAGACAAUGCCGAGCUGAAAGAGCAUGUUGAUAUGAUAACGUUUUGUGAUAUAGAACACGAUAAUGAAGUUCUAGUGACUGAAACUGAACUAAAGUAUCAUAUCUUUAAACUGGAUGCGUUUGGUGCUGAAACUGACACAAUGACCGAUGCCAGUACAGGGGAAGAGUUUGCUGCAGCUGAUGUUUGGUCAUUGCCCAGUCAAGAGUUCCACGGACUGUGGGAUAGUCUCAUUUAUGAUACCAAAUUAAAAGAGGAUACCGUUCGAUUUGUGGAAACUGCGUUUGAGUUUGCUGAUCGCGGUGUAGACCCUAACAUAAUUGGUUGGAACCGAGUAGUGUUGUUGCAUGGUCCGCCUGGUACUGGAAAAACUAGCUUGUGUCGUGCUCUUGCUCAAAAACUAUCAGUGCGUCUUGCCGAUCGAUUUCCGAGAGCUCGCCUUGUAGAAAUAAAUGCACAUGGCCUAUUUUCCAAGUGGUUUGCAGAAAGUGGGAAGUUAGUAGCAAGAUUGUUCGAGCGGCUUGAUGAGAUCGUCUCCGACCGGAGGCUGUUAGCCUGUGUUCUCGUUGACGAAGUGGAAUCGUUGGCGCACGCGCGUCGCGCCGCCCUCUCAGGCCUUGAGCCGUCCGACUCUAUCCGCGCCGUGAACGCGCUUCUCACUCAACUGGAUCGGCUGCGACGGCGGCCCAACGCGCUCGUGCUGACCACUUCCAACGUGACGGGCGCUAUCGACGUGGCGUUCGUGGAUCGCGCCGAUAUUAAGCGACGCGUGGGCCCUCCGUCGGCACGAGCGGCGUACGAGAUAUUGCGCGGCUGCUGCACGGAGCUGAUGGGGCGCGGUCUGGUGGCGCCGCGCGAGCCCGUGUUCGCGCUGCGCGUGCUGGAGGGCGCGCGCUUCGCCGACAGCGAGCCGGCGCGCGCCAGUCUGCAGCUGUGGGCGGUGGCGCGCGCGGCGGCGGACGCGGCCGUGUCGGGGCGCGCGCUGCGCCGCCUGCCGUUCCUGGCGCGGGCGCUGCACGCGCGCCGGGCGGUGCCCGACCUGCCGAGCUUCGUCAGCGCGUUGGCAGCAGCGCUGCGAGACCACUUGGCCGAUGCCGCUGAUUUAGAUGACGCCACGCCUGUGCCUAUAUAA
Molecule: messenger RNA, 1272 nt
Organism: Spodoptera littoralis (African cotton leafworm)
Lineage: Eukaryota; Metazoa; Arthropoda; Insecta; Lepidoptera; Noctuidae
Source: the annotation of a GenBank genome assembly